AUGUCAAGUUCAGAAAGUGUCACGUGCUGUCCGGACCUGCUAAGGAAUACAACCCAAACAAAUGUCACCUCCGCCACGUACAACUCAUCAGUGGAUACAACGCCAGCACCAGGAGACCAUUCCUUGAUGGUCGGACAAAGAGCUUUUCUGAUCACCAUCUACACCACGGUGCUGGUGGCUGGUUCUAUGGGCCUGGUUCUGAUGGUUAGUGUGCUGAGAUCCAAUCUCCAUUCCGUGACGACCAUCGCUUUCUUCAAUCUGGUCCUGACUCAUUUCAUUUUCCUGUUGACGGUUCCCUUUCGGAUCUAUUACUUCGCGAGGCAGGCGUGGGGUCUCUCUCACGUCUUCUGCAAGUUAGUUAGCGCCACCAUCCACAUCCACAUGUACAUGGUCUUUUUCAUCUACGUCUUCAUCCUCACCAUCCGCUUCCUGAGUUUCUACAAGCGUUCAAAGCAGGUGAAGUCCUACAGCAAGGCGCACACGUUGGGUGCCAGCGUGGCUCUGUGGUGUCUGGUCUUGCUGCUCAUCCUGCUGAUUUUGUACUUUGAGUACGGCAAGAACGCUGAAAAUAAAGCAGGCCAGUGUUUCAGGUUCGGUAAGGAACUGAAGCAGGAGGCCGUGUUUGUAGUGAACUGUAUCUUUUGCGUCAUCUGCAUCCUCGCGUCCUGCGUGCUGGGCGGCAUACAGUUCCAUAUUCUGCACAGCAUACUGAAAGAACACGGAUCGGCCUCCUGGUCCCAACAGGAAUUCUGGGCCCAGGUGAAGAGUCUCUGCUUUGUGCUGAUUAUGGUCAUAUGUUUUGUGCCUUAUCACUUUUUCCGACUGUUUUAUCUGAGACACCCUGAUAGAUUAGAAGGUGUGAAUGAAGUGUUCUUGGCCAUCACGUCUCUCAGCUGUUUGGACACACUCACAUUCCUAGGCAGAGGUGUGUGUCGCACAUGUAAACGCUGA
Chanos chanos (milkfish) is the source of this 951-nucleotide messenger RNA. It is a transcript of the gene gpr141, whose product is annotated as G protein-coupled receptor 141. Gene Ontology annotation, molecular function: G protein-coupled receptor activity; oxysterol binding. The record is from RefSeq and is a predicted model, not a curated record. Gene Ontology annotation, cellular component: membrane. Lineage: Eukaryota; Metazoa; Chordata; Actinopteri; Gonorynchiformes; Chanidae. Bases 1 to 951 code for a protein of 316 amino acids. The transcript has a single exon. Gene Ontology annotation, biological process: G protein-coupled receptor signaling pathway.